CACCGAUCAGAACAGUCGUGUUCGAGCAAUAGGCAAGUGAACAUGACGCAUCACUGUUUGAACUGAUCAUAAACCUGGACUAGUGCCUUUGUAUUUCAUCUUUGAUAUCUUGUGUCAUUCUGAACUACAUGUACUCCUAAAGAAAACAUAAUGCAUUCUGUCAAGAUGUCUGUUACGUGCAGUAUAAUUGUAGUGUUUUCAACUUUAAUGAGUGGAGUUUUGACACAGCACUUUGGUCAUAACCAGGAACUACCCCAUUUCACCAAGGAACCCGCUAAUGUUACUGCUUUUCUUGGGGAAUCGGCUCUCCUGACUUGUUCGGUGACACACCUCGGCGGUAACCAAGCCGUAGCGUGGAUGAAGCUGAACCCGACAUCGUCCUUCCUGACGAGUGGGACACAGUCCUUCGCAUCGGAGCAAGGCAAGCUGGUGGUUGUCGGAGAACAGAUAGAAGGAAAUCUCCAGUACGAUCUGCUCAUCACCAACGUGACAGAAGAUGAUGCGGGCGAGUAUAUCUGCACGGUGGUGGAAUUCGGGGAGUUGAACUAUCGACGAUGGCGUCGAUCUCAGGUGGCCAUUGUAAAUGUCAUCGCCCCGAAACCACGCCCGACUCUGAGAUGUAUUGGAGACCCUAAUCCUGGACACCUGCACGUCGGGGUGCACUUUCGACUGGGAUGUAAGCUUGAUGGCGCAGGGCAUUUGGAUACCAAGAUCAGCAUGAAUUGGACGAAGAAUGGGAAUAUGGUGGUUUCCAGGACAAGAUUUGAAGGUAUCCAAUUUGGAAGUGGGAGAUAUUUUCCGGAGCUGAUGCACCUGUUUCAAGUGUCCGUUCGUGAUAUGGGGGCAGUGUUUGAAUGUUCGGUAGAAUAUGAUCAUUAUAAUGGUACGGAUUGGGGAACUUUCCGAGAUACUUGUACUAUUGAGCCGCUUUAUGUGAAACCCUAUUCCAACCUCGUUCUUCGUAAACGAUCAAUGGCUUCAGUCGACGAAGGACAGGAGGUAAGGUUUCAUUGUCCAUCUGCACGAGGACCUAAAACCCAAGAACCAAUACUUCAGGCUUUUACUUGGAAUAUUGUCCCCACCAUCUCACCGUCGCGAUUUCGGUUAUCACACCAUGGUGACGAACUGAUCAUCCAUCGCAUCAUUGCAGAAGAUAAUGGGCUCAAGAUAUCUUGCUUCAUUCCUCCUCUUUCGCAGACCACUCCAAAACGGGAGCUCUACCUAAAGGUACGAUCCGUUGAUUCUUCCCUACUCUGGGAGCCUCGUCAACCAGCUAUCGUUGUUCCAUUUGGACCAGAGUCACUGACAAAUUCUAGUGAUUCAGUAAACUCAACGGGUGCACCUAUGACAGGAUCUGGUUCUGGUAACGCAACAACGGAUGCCCCUUCCACUGUGACGCCUGUAGCAGAGUUUAACACUAGUCUAACAAUGGAUUCCGGUUCAAGCCCAAACUAUUUGAAUGCAGGGUACUCUGACAAAAUCAACGGGACGGGUAGAGAACAUAACAAUGCCAAUAAGAAUGGAUCAACGGCAACUCAAAAUGCUUUAUCAGUUGGAAACCUGACAAUUGCAUUUCAGCUGAUACCACCAUCAUCCGUAACAGACGCAGCAAAUAUUUUAGCACAAAUGACUUCAUCGUCAUCAUCGUCGUCAUCAUCAUCUUCAUCAUCAUCAUCUUCAUCAUCGUCUGGUUCAUCAGACAAGGGUGACGGUGGUUUGACGGAUACAGGUGAUGGUGGAUACAUGGGUGGUGGUGAUGGUGGCUACAUGGAUGGUGGUGAUGGUGGUUUCAUAGACGGCGGUGAUCCUUUCCUGGGACAUCCAAACCUGGACUACACCUACGACCCUGGAACCGAUGCAGUUAGCCAAAAUAUCAAUCGGACAACCAUCCAACCUAGUGAUCUCACUUCAUCAGACUUCAUCUUCAUCUUUGUCAUGAUCGCCGAAGUUUUACUCACUAUUCUCCUAGUCGUUCUCCUCCUCGUCACCGGACCCGUCUGCUUCGCUUCGAAACGAAACAAGGACAUGGAGCACACAAAAGACACGGACAUUGAGAAAUCAGCAGCGCCUUUUCCGGUCAUAAUUGCGCCGUCGAGCAUGGAAUCGUCGAAAACAAUAAAACCUAUGAAUGAGAAAAUGAAAUCGUCAAAAAUGAUUCCAUCUCCUGGUGAUGUUGUGAAACCCUUGAACAAAGAGAUUCCUACCGUCGAUAUCACACUCUCAUUUGAAAUGAAAGAGAAAUCAAAAGAUGUGGUGAAAGAUUCGAGAAGCGACAGGAGCGAUGUUUCUACCGUAUCCGGUUCUAUCAAAGAUGAACAGGCAAGUGAUGCAAGCACUGUGGAAUUCAAGACAUUUGGAUACCCACGAAGUGAUGAUUCGUCAGAAGCAUGAAUUCAAGAGAAAAUCUUUGAUUGAAUUGAACAAUCUUUGAGGAUGAAAUGUGAAAACAUAUGUAAACUGAUACAUGCAAUGGUAAGCACAUUGUGUCUCCUUAUAGAAUUGUUUGUACGAUGUGUGACUCGAAGGAGCGCCUUCUCGCUUCACUGUCAUUGGAAUGAUGCUUUAUGAAUAAUAGUGCCAAAGAAUUGAGAAAUACGCAGAAUGCAAUUUUGAGAAAAUUGUUUUGAAUGACACAAGAUGAAAUGCAUUCUUGAGGGUAUGUAUUAGAAUGUGAUUGCCAUAGAACUGUUGUGAAUGUGUAAUGACACAUUUAUGUUUGAUUCA
Messenger RNA from Lytechinus variegatus (green sea urchin), 2724 nucleotides. RefSeq lists its product as uncharacterized. Gene Ontology annotation, cellular component: neuron projection membrane. The transcript has a single exon. Gene Ontology annotation, biological process: synapse organization. NCBI's taxonomy places the organism in Eukaryota, Metazoa, Echinodermata, Echinoidea, Temnopleuroida, Toxopneustidae. The record is from RefSeq and is a predicted model, not a curated record. The coding region runs from base 151 to 2391 and encodes 746 amino acids.